AUGAUCAAUAGUGAAGUGACUGGGUGGUCACAUAUUUCAAGAUUACUGUUCACUGGAGGGUCAGACAAUCGUGUAAAGCUAUGGGAUUUGGAUUCUCGCCAAAUGGUCAUGAAAGACAGCGUCAGCCGAGUGAAACAUCUGAAGAUUCUGUUGGAUUCCUUAUCAACACAGGAGAAGCGUCAGCUGAUUGAAGAACACAGUUUCGAGACGUUUCACUUGGUAGAUGAGCUACUCUUGUCAGCUGACAUCGUAGCCAAUCCUCAAGGUGCUGUGGAAGGUGAAAGUGGCUUGUGGACACUUGAACAAGUGCUCUGCUACGCACCAGAGCUUGUUGGAAAUGGAUGGCAACGGCAUGCCAUUGAAGCGAUUCUGAAAAAGGCCCUAUACCCCAGAAACCUUCUGGCCAUUCGCAAGAUUGCAAUCAGGCUGUUUCUAAUCUUUUAUCAGAGCCUCAGUGUUUUUGGCAAGGUUACCGAAGACCUCGAUCGUGUAUUCCAGUGUCUCCUGCCAUAUUUUCCUUUGAGUAAUGGCCAAAAUACGGAGCUUGUACUUCAAGAAUAUUGCCACUCAGCAGGGACAACUCAUUGGUCCGAUCGUAGUGUGGGCUCUCCGACAAUGCCAGGAAAUCCGGUCUCAAAUGCCAAGGAACGUGCGCAAAUGCUUCAGGUGUACCUUGACAAAUUCCUUGAGUACUGUACUCGCGAAACGGUGCGAGUUGAAUGGAAUGAUGAGAAGAAACGAUUCCAGUGUGCAAGUUUCAUCAUUGACAGGGUGAUCAAUCUGUACAUCGCGGAGUGUUUCCCGGAUAUCGAAGCCAACGGAGUGGACAUUUUUGGUGGAUGGGAAGGCGCCGAGGAUGCCAUUGAAGCGCUGGAUACGGCGGAUCCCAUAGUAAUUGCUAGGUACUGGCUUAUUCGCUGGGUGAAUAACUUGGCAGCCGUUCGACAACAGCCAUCUGCCCAGUGGCAUCCAGGAAUGCUUCUUUACCAUGAUGCUCUGUUCACUUCACAUCGUGCAACGAACACCGCACUGACAUUGAUGAGAGAAGCGAUGACGCUGCCCCUACCGUGCAGUAAUGUCAUUCAAAAGGUUGUUUCGACGCUGUCUGCCUGGUUGUUGCAGUAUGAAAUCCCACCUUUUGUUGCCAGCAAUGAGGUAUGUCGAUUGUUUAGAGGUGCCUGUGGAAUCGUCAUCCUUGCUACUCAUCAAUAUGCUGCUGUCCUUCUUCCAAGUCACCUUACCUUCUUCAACCUGGCGAUCGCCUGGCGUCAGCGGUCACUACUUCAUACGCUAUUCUUCGCACCUGCCGUGAUUUGGUCGCUCAUCGACCGAAUCUUGCGAGACCGCUGUCUGUCAGGGUCCGAGCUCAUGUACCGUUUGUGCCAGUCAGCAACGAGAAUCUGCUCGCAUUCGGAUAAAUACUCGCAGGAAAUGUCGGCAGCAUUCGCCAUGACAGUGCUGUCCAACAUGGUCCUGAUCAAGGCUGUGCGUCAAAUUGAAAUUGACGAUAAGUUGUGGGACGAAGUUCACAGUGUUUUCCAACGCGGUAUUUGGAUUCAAAUGGCACAGCAAUGGGCUCGGCUAUCGCAAAGUGUAACAAGAGCACUAAUCCUACACUUAGCACAUGUGGAUAUUAUGAGCCAAGAGGACUUGGACAAGGCGAACGAAAAGGCUCUGAAUAAGAAAAUUGAAUCGGUUGAGGACGAGAAUGCGGAGGAGAAUUCAGCUGAUAAUGAAUCAAAUGGUGAUAAUACUUCUUUCUUAGACGCUGAUGAUAUCACCAAUGCUGUGCAGACGUGGUCAGGAAAUCCGACUCAAUGGCUACAAGUGUGGCGUCGCUUCAUGUGCGUUCUUGGACCUCACUGCGUCAGCUCGGCGAAUGCUCAGAUUGCAGUGGAAACUCUAUCGAGCACAGUCACCAGUCUUCUAGCGGUGAAUCUUGACCCCCUGGCUCACUGGAUAGCGGCCAGGUUGGUGCAGACGCCGGUGAAUUUGCUGCCGAACUGCAUCGCUUCAUUGGGAAUGGUGCUCAACAGCAGCCGUCAGCCGUCACCUAUCCUACAGGCGCAUAUUCUCCAUGCCUUUAUGCGACUUAUAAAGGCUGGGGAUCCACAGGUUCUCCCGCAUGUGGCGUCGAUGUCUCCGAGACAUUUGAUGGUUUUAUCGCAGAGCCUUCUCCAUGCAAUUCCUGCUAUGAUAUCAGAAAACCCGCCCACUGAGCAUACUUUGAAGGUUUUGGCGCUGCUAAGUUCCUCCAAUACAUCAGCAGAGCAGUUGCUUCUGAAGCAGCUUUCUCCAUCUGAAAUCUCGCUUUCUCAUGCCCUGUUGUGCGUAAAUGCCCUGUGCAUGCUGGUUAUACAACGUGGCGACUCUGAACUGAUGUCCAAGAUGCUCGGUCUUCUACAGAAUCACAGAUGUGGUCCCAGUCUUAUGCCAUUGUUGUGUUCUUGUCUUGAGUCGCUAUACAAGGUGUCCAGGAAUCCGAAUGCUUUACAAAUGGUGCUUCGAACGAUUCCUGCUCUUCGUGACGAGCGCCUGCGAGCUGAAGUGCAGUGGACGAUAGCCUCGUUAGCGUUGUCGCACUCAUUGAAAAGUGAACUUCCGCAGAUUACAAGAGCAUUUUUGGUGGAUCAACAGAAGCUGCUGGAAGGCGCGCUUUUGACAAUGGAGAACCAGUUUCCAUUGCCUGGCUUCAACGUGUCCAAAUGGAAUUCAGUUGAAUCAACACCAACGAAACCGAAUGAUACGCAGGUCUUUGUGCAGAAGGAUAGUGCUAUUAUCGGAGUGAAUAAGGAGCAACAAUUGGAAGUGACGACUCGCACGGUCGUUGGAAGGCACUGUUGGGUUCUGGAACCGCAUAAAACUGAGCGUAAGGAGUGGCGUAACGUGAAUGCAUGGCUACAGAAAGAAGCACAGCGCGGACGUCGUGCAGGAAGAGAUUCUGUUGGCAUUCUUGGCGCGAUGGAUGAUCCAUUUGAUGCGCUGCCACGUCAGAGUAAUGUCGUGCCUAGCAAAGCGCCACCGGAAUGGAUGGCAAUCGUGGAGGAUAGCCGACGACAACCGCAACCUUUGAAACCGCUACCACCGUCUGCUGCGAAAUCUGCGCCGUCUCGACUACAUGAAUGGCGAUCCGUUGCUGCUAGUCUUGGUUUCGUGCCAAAUGUCUCAGAAGUGCCUUUGAACUUCUCGCGUGAUCUGAAGCAUCUGGAUCAGACGUGUGCGAGAGAAGUGCAUAAGGUGAGUGAAAACCAGCACGUAUGA
Molecule: messenger RNA, 3261 nt
Organism: Cooperia oncophora
Lineage: Eukaryota; Metazoa; Nematoda; Chromadorea; Rhabditida; Trichostrongylidae
Source: the annotation of a GenBank genome assembly